ACAGUGAGUAGACGUGUUUCCGCAAAAAAAUCAAAUAAUCAAAAAAAAAAUUCCAUAAAAAAAACUUCGCAAAUCACUCCCUUUAAAGACCAAAUUUAAUUUUUUACACAACAAAAAUGAGUCAAAGUCAAACAGAAACCCAGAAUGGAAACAACCAAAAUAAUCAUCAGAAUGGUCGGAACCAAGUUGACGAAGAUGGGGAACCAAUUCGUGAGCAAGAAUGUCUUCGCAAGUUGUUCAUCGGCGGAUUGGAUUAUCGCACCACGGACGAGACCUUGAAGGCGUAUUUCGAGAAAUGGGGCAAAGUUGUGGAUGUCGUCGUAAUGAAAGACCCGAAAACAAAACGUUCACGUGGUUUUGGUUUCAUCACGUACUCGAAAUCUUUCAUGGUUGACGAUGCCCAAAAACAACGCCCACACAAAAUUGACGGACGAGUUGUCGAGCCAAAACGUGCUGUGCCACGUCAAGACAUCGCCCGUCCCGAAGCAGGUGCUUCUGUGAAGAAACUUUUCGUUGGCGGUCUCCGCGAUGACUUCGAAGAGGAGCAUUUACGCGAAUAUUUCUCGACAUUCGGCAACGUGACAUCCGUCGUUCUCGUAACGGAAAAAGAAACGGGCAAAAAACGCGGCUUUGGCUUCGUCGAGUUCGACGAUUACGAUCCCGUCGACAAAAUUGUCCUGCAAAAAAAUCACACGAUCCAAAAUAAGUUGCUGGACGUCAAAAAAGCGCUUUCCAAGCAGGAAAUGGAUCGACACAAGGAUGCUCAACGGCAGGGCGGCGGCGGCGGAGGCUACGGAGGUCCUCCAAUGGGUCGAGGGUAUGGAAAUCAGGGCGGCGGCAAUAAUCAGUGGGGCAAUCAGGGCAUGCGCGGCGGCAAUCAAGGCGGUUGGAAUCGCAACGAUGGCGGUUGGGGCAACGAUCAGGGCGGUUAUGGCAAUGGCGGGUACAAUAAUCAGGGCGGCGGUUGGAAUCAAGGCGGGCACGUGCAAGGAGGUCCGUGGGAUCAUCAGGGGAACCAAUGGGGCAAUCAGGGCAACCAGAAUAACGGCGGAUGGGGUCACGAUGACUUUGGUAACAAUUACCAACAGGGAUACAAUGCGGGACCAGUGCGUGGCGGCGGAUUUGGCGCCCAAAAUAACAGAGCGGCACCGUAUGGAGGACCCCCAAAUAACUACGGCAACCAAGGAGGCUUCGGCGGUAACCAAGGUGGAAAUUUUAACAGGAGAUACUAAAAAAAGACAGAAUUUCAUUGAAAUUGCUUGUGGUCAAUAGGUUCUGCCCAAUUUUAGAGUCAAAAGAUAGGGUAAAAAGUCAGGUUCUCAGAAAAGAAAGAAAAAAUUUGUUAGAAAAAAAGAAAGAAUUGCAGAAAAACAGGUUUUUGGUAGGAGACCCCCAGAGAGAAACAGGUGUUGACAGGUAUAAAAAAAGGUGCAGUUUGUUGACCACAAGCAAUUUUGAUAAAAAGCAAAAAUUACCCCGUAAUUUUAUCACACACAAACACUAUUAAUUAUUAAUGUUUAGAUUUACCAUUUACAUAUGUCCGUGGAUUUAGAAUUAAAAAAGAGACAAAAUAACAACAUCACAUUGACAAAUGCUGUUAGUGAUGAUGCAGAUGACAAAGAACUUUAUUAAAAAUAUAGGAAUUAAGUCAGUAUUUUAUAUAUUAAAGAAAAUCAACUAAAAAGUCAGAUGUAAUUUUUAUAUAUUAUAAAAAAAUCUUUAGUUAGUUUUUUUUUACAAUUCCACCCUCCGUAGUGAUUUUUUUUAAUGCCAAGAGAGAGCUUUUAAUUUAAUUUUUCUGUUUAUUAAUUAAAUAAAAAAAAACAGAAAAAAAAUCUCUCAAAAUAUUUUCAACUAUAAAAAAAUAAUUUGCCUAA
This is a messenger RNA of Culicoides brevitarsis, 1877 nucleotides long. Its product is annotated as heterogeneous nuclear ribonucleoprotein 87F-like. Gene Ontology annotation, biological process: mRNA splicing, via spliceosome. The record is from RefSeq and is a predicted model, not a curated record. Gene Ontology annotation, cellular component: catalytic step 2 spliceosome. The transcript is spliced from 5 exons. The coding region runs from base 117 to 1232 and encodes 371 amino acids. Lineage: Eukaryota; Metazoa; Arthropoda; Insecta; Diptera; Ceratopogonidae. Gene Ontology annotation, molecular function: mRNA 3'-UTR binding.